This is a messenger RNA of Corylus avellana, 578 nucleotides long. RefSeq names its product RALF-like 17 (gene RALFL17). NCBI's taxonomy places the organism in Eukaryota, Viridiplantae, Streptophyta, Magnoliopsida, Fagales, Betulaceae. The record is from RefSeq and is a predicted model, not a curated record.
CCUUAAAAUAGUAAACAACACUCUUUAAACCCCAACUCCUUAAUCUCCCUUCCAAAUCACACAUUCACAGGGAAGUCUGGUGCUAGCACAAUCAUCCACCAAUGGCUAUAUCCAGAGGAGUGGUUCUUCUUGGCUUGAUGACACUCUUAGUUUGCUUACUCUUGAUCAAAGUUUCUGAGGCUGAUGACUCUGCUGAGUAUCCCCCUAUCCAUGCAGUCAAACACGAUGAUAGCAAAUGUGAAGGUAUCCACCACGAGAAAGGCGACCACUGCCGGAAAGAGGAGGAGGAGGAGGAGGAGGUGGUGGAUGAUGACGUGGAUGAUUCUUACAAGGUUGUCAACAGGAUGGCACUCUCUUACCAUGAAGCUGGCUCGGUUAACCCAUUUUAUGAUUCAUCAGACACCGAGUUACUCGACAAUCGUGUGGUUGUAUUGGGACACUAAGCCUCAUAAUUACUCUACCAAAUGUCUUCCACAUUUUUUUUUUAUAUUAAUCUGUCUCUGAUUGUGAUCAGAUAUUGUUACUCGGGCACCGGCCUCUUGUAUGAUAUGCUUGAUCGAUUUGUUAAAUCAUUCGUU